Molecule: messenger RNA, 1440 nt
Organism: Echinococcus granulosus
Lineage: Eukaryota; Metazoa; Platyhelminthes; Cestoda; Cyclophyllidea; Taeniidae
Product: Paxillin
Exons: 9
Coding region: 1-1440 (479 amino acids)
Biological process (GO): muscle structure development; actin cytoskeleton organization
Cellular component (GO): filamentous actin; Z disc; stress fiber
Molecular function (GO): actin binding; muscle alpha-actinin binding
Source: RefSeq, a predicted model, not a curated record
AUGGAUUGGAUUCAGGAUGCAUUGCUUGAAGACUUGCGCGUGACAAAACAGCACGUACUUCAACAGGGUUUGCCUAUUUUCUCUACGAAUGGAAACGGAGCAGCAACCGAUCCCAAAUUAUGGUCACCGAACUCCGCUACUCUGUCUGACGUCAGACAAAAAUCACGACCUAGCAUAAGCAUGCCGCGCCGUCCCCUUCAAGAAAAUUUAGCUAAACUGGAUCGUAUACUGAGUGAUUUGGACGAAAUGGAUGGAGACUCGGAUGAGUUUGGAUUACAAGACACCAGUCCGUGCAUCAACUGCGAAGUAAAAUCAGAAAAAUUCGAGACGUCAGAAGUGGGCUUACCUGAUGGAACGAAAACAACUGAUGGAGAGGCAAUUGAUUCCAUGUCUCAGAAGACUAAGGAGGCUGCAGCUCAUGCUAGCAAGCAGUUGGAUGAACUGAUGGCCUCGCUUCAACAACUUAAGCAACACCCCCCUACCGGUGGCAAAUUGCCCUACAAUCAGCAUCUGCAACCAACCUCGUCUCCCUCUGCCCAACGUAGUCCCCUGUCACAAAAGGCCUCUGCUUUUGUGGAAGAGCCUGUGGAUGAGGUGACGAAGCCUCGACAGCAAACUCCCACAGAUAAUACUCACUAUCCUCGAAAACAAUCCAGCAGCAAUUCUACAUCCUCACGACCGAAUAGCAGUGAUGUAACCUCGCCACGGACGGGUUACUGUGGUUCCCUCUGCUUACACUGUAAUCAGCCUGUCAUUGGAAAGGUGAUAACGGCACUGGGAGGAGUCUGGCAUCCGGAACACUUCAACUGUGCGUACUGCCGGAAGAAUGUAGUGGAGGAGUUCUUCUACGAGCACGACGGCGCGCCUUACUGCACCGAGUGUCACCUCUCCCUCUUCGCGCCCAAGUGCGCCUUUUGUGGUGAGGCGAUCGUCGAUCGUUGUCUGGAGGCGAUGGGCUACUUCUGGCACCCGGACCACUUCUUCUGCCAGGGCUGCCACACACCCUUCGUGGACAACGCCACGGCUCACGAGCAUCAGGGCAAGGUCUUCUGCCCAAAUUGUUACUACUCCAAGUUUGGCGAAAGGUGUGGUGGCUGUCGAAAACCCAUCACCGACGCAUAUAUAACUGCACUAGAACAACCGUGGCAUGAGGACUGUUUCAAAUGCAAGGAUUGUGGGCUGAAACUGACAGGUCGUAGCUUCUACGCAGAGAAUGGUUAUCUUUAUUGCGAGCAGCACCACCGUCGCAACUUGGGCAUGGUGUGUGCAGCUUGCCAGGAGCCCAUCUCGGGCAGUCGAUGCAUCAAUGCGCUCGGCAACCGGUACCAUCCGCAACACUUCGUGUGUACCUACUGUCUGCGUCAGCUCAGCACUGGCACCUUCAAGGAGCGCCUCGGCAAGCCUUACUGCGACUCCUGUUUUCGCCAGCUCUUCGGUUGA